Molecule: messenger RNA, 615 nt
Organism: Lodderomyces jiufengensis
Lineage: Eukaryota; Fungi; Ascomycota; Pichiomycetes; Serinales; Debaryomycetaceae
Gene: RPL15A
Product: 60S ribosomal protein eL15
Exons: 1
Coding region: 1-615 (204 amino acids)
Biological process (GO): cytoplasmic translation
Cellular component (GO): ribosome; cytosolic large ribosomal subunit
Molecular function (GO): structural constituent of ribosome; RNA binding
Source: RefSeq, a predicted model, not a curated record
AUGGGUGCCUACAAAUAUUUAGAAGAAUUACAAAGAAAAAAACAAUCUGAUGUUAUGAGAUUCUUAUAUAGAGUCAGAUGUUGGGAAUACAGACAAAAAAAUGUUAUCCACAGAGCAUCAAGACCAUCAAGACCAGAUAAAGCUAGAAGAUUAGGUUACAAAGCUAAACAAGGUUUUGUUAUUUACAGAAUUAGAGUCAGAAGAGGUGGUAGAAAAAGACCAGUUCCAAAAGGUGCUACUUACGGUAAACCAACUAACCAAGGUGUUAAUCAUUUGAAAUACCAAAGAUCAUUAAGAUCAACUGCUGAAGAAAGAGUUGGUAGAAGAGCUGCUAAUUUAAGAGUUUUGAACUCAUACUGGAUUAAUCAAGAUUCAACUUAUAAAUAUUAUGAAGUCAUUUUAGUUGACCCACAACAUAAAGCUAUUAGAAGAGAUCCAAGAUAUAACUGGAUUGCUAAUGCUGUUCAUAAACAUAGAGAAUCAAGAGGAUUAACUUCAGCUGGUAAAAAAUCAAGAGGUAUUAACAAAGGUCACUUAUACAACAAAACUAAAGCUGGUAGAAGACACACUUGGAAAAAACACAAUACUUUAUCUUUAUGGAGAUACAGAAAAUAA